Messenger RNA from Thamnophis elegans (Western terrestrial garter snake), 2527 nucleotides. RefSeq names its product opioid growth factor receptor (gene OGFR). The record is from RefSeq and is a predicted model, not a curated record. Gene Ontology annotation, cellular component: membrane. Gene Ontology annotation, molecular function: opioid growth factor receptor activity. Lineage: Eukaryota; Metazoa; Chordata; Lepidosauria; Squamata; Natricidae.
UCUCUCGUGUUCUAUAAUUAUUUUUAAAAGUGUGUUUUCUCUUCAGGAAUGGCGAAAACCAGGACUUUCAACAGGAGGAGUUAAGAAAUUUUGGGCUCAGUUGUGGUCGUACGUCGAGGAUUACCUUUACGGGUGGAUUUACCACGUGCCUGAAUUUUGCUCAGAUGACCAUGGAAAUGCUACAGCAGUCAUAAGUAGCAUAAGUAGCCGUAACUGGAACGCAGCCAGAGAUAUGCAGAAAUAUAGGCGGCAUUAUCCGGGAUUGGAAGAAGCUGAGGUCAGCGAGGAAGAAAUGUGGAAUCUGAGCUUUUACAAAAAUGAAGUUAAUUUUUUGCCCCGGGGUCUGUACAUCGAAGAUCUCCUUGACAUGUGGCAAGAUAACUACAGCGUUUUGGAAGAAAACCAUUCAUAUAUUCAGUGGCUGUUUCCUUUGCGUGAACAAGGGAUGAAUUAUCACGCCAAACGCCUCACGCGCCAAGAAAUUGAGGCCUUCAAGAAAUCUAAAGAAGUCAUGGAGAGGUUCGUCCGGGCUUAUAAACUCAUGUUGAAAUUUUACGGCAUCAACUUAAUCAACGAGGAAACCGGAGAACUGAGUAAAGCGGAAAACUGGUGUGAGCGAUUCGGAAACCUCAAUCGGUACAGCCAUAACAAUUUACGGAUCACUCGCAUCCUGAAAUGUUUGGGCGAGAUGGGCUACGAGAACUACCAAGUGCAGCUGGUGGAGUUCUUCCUGUCAGAGACUUUGGUCCAUCAGCAGCUGCCUCGGGUGCUAAGGAGCGUCUUAGACUACUUCAUGUUCACCGUCCGAAACAAACCCAAACGUCGGGAGUUGGUCUAUUUUGCCUGGCAACACUUCAAGCCAAAACAUGAAUUUGUCUGGGGGCCUCACAAGAAACUCCGGAAAUUCAAACCUCCGUCCCUCAAACUACUGAAUAACCCAGAAGAACAAGAAGGCGCCAAGGAAGAAGAUGGAGAGGUUGUAGAGAAGGACAGUGUUGAGGCACGCCAAGCAAUCCUUCAAAGGCUUACAGAAAAACCUGGGCAGAAGGAAGCUAGAGAAACUCUGGAAAAAGAGGAACGUGGGUUGUCAGAAGAGAGUUGUGUUGCUCGCCACAAUUUAGACGCAACAGUACAACAUAACCACACGGAGCGGCCUGUAUCCAGCAUUAGUGCCACCUUGAGCCUUUCAGACAGUAACUCUGUGCAGGACAAAGAUAUCGGGAGGAAAACCAGCUCUGUAGAAGAUGGUGACCUGUUACAAGAUGGGGAGGUUGUAGAACCUCAGAUAAAGCCUGUGGAUGACUGUAAGACUUCCAAAAAUGCAAACCAAUCUCAGCUUGCAUUGGUGAUGCCAACCAAGGCAGAGAAGGAACACAGCGAAGAAGUUCUAGUACCUUCCGAUUGCCCGUUGGAAGACCCUGCCGAUGAGUGUGUGGGUGAAGCUGACGGAGAAAACCUCAAGGAAGCUAAGAAGAGGAAGCUAAGCAGAUUAAGUGGAGAUAUCCCUGGGGCCUCUAAAAGCCCCAGUGAUAUUGAGAGGAUCUCCUAUAAUCUGGGCGAGGUGGUAAUUACGAAGGAGGAAGUUAGCUUCUUGGCCCCCGAAGGUGGCAACGAGGACAUCCCAGAUGGGAAGGAGAUUGAAUCCCUUGAUACGGUGAUCAAGAGGCGGAAAGUAGACGUUGUACCCAAAAGUAGUUCUUUGGAAGAAGGCUGUGAGGCGAUCCCGUCUGAGGACCAAGGAGCAAGCUGUAGCACUCAUGAUGUUGAGGAGAAAGAUCUUGUCGGCCAAGAAGAAACCAAAAUGGCGGCUAAUCCUUCUGUAGACACUCUGACAGGACACAAGGCUGGAGGGGCGGAUGUGGUGGUUGAUUCCAACAAGGAGGACCUCCCUGGAGAUGGCUGUCAGCUGGGGAAAGUGAACGAACAAGAAGCUACCACUCCAACAAGUGAGGUCCCUUGGUUGUCUGAACCCAUAACAGCUCGUGAAAGGGGUGUGAGAAACAGUGCAGGAUGGAAGGAGCAGGACCUUGGAGAAACGUCUGAUGGUUUCCUUGAAAGGAAUGAAAGCUCCAAAAUGAAGGAACAUGAAAACACCAUGGUCAGGCCAGAAGUGUAGUCCUAUCCCAGAUUGGAUGAAAUACCAGAGGUCGGAACGGGGUGUGUCUUUUCAGAAGAUUCUUUCAGAAGCAGAUCAAAAUAACCCUUUGCUCGGUUUGUGGUCUGAUAUCUCCAGGUUUUUAUAAACAUGGCCCCUAGUUGACACCUAAGGGUGAAUCUUUGGGGUGACAGGUUACCACGCUUGUGUGGUAACUUGCACAUCUGUUUAUUCCAUUUCUAGAACUCUUUUAACUUUUAAUUAAUUGCCAGAGGGCUGUGUUCUAUUUUUAACAGAAAGCACUCACCUGUUCAGUACAAGGUAUGCCACCUUCUUACAGGUGUGUUUUCCAGGGUUUACUUGAUGAGCCGCAAGAAUGUUAUUUGCUAAAUUAAGUUUGUGUUUGUUAAAUAAAGAUCUUUAACUUUUGGA